UGAAAACUAUAAAGAUCUAUUCUGGCUGUGUAGAUCACAACUCAAAACAACGAGACCAUGACAGAUCAUUUACCCUUUUCCGUAGCUCCCAGUCCCACCAGUGCUAUCCACUACUCGGCCACCAAAUGUAUAAAUCGCCACAGGUCACGUGGCUGGCUCAUGCCCUGGGGAUUAAAUCGCUGCCACCAGGUCAAGAGUUUUGACGAACCUUUGGCAAAAACUCUGGAUGCCAAUGACAUUGUUUUUGCCGUUCAUGUACCGCUUCCCAACAUGGAGAUGAGCCCUUGGUUCCAGUACGUGCUGGCUGUUCUUCAGUUUGACAUUGCAUUCAAAAUGAUUAAUCAGAUUGAAGAUGAUGUUAUCAUCACUAUUGACGCUGGCAUCGCAUACAGAGAUAAUGGGAUGUCUGAGUGGACCACACAGUUUCAAUCGAUGGAGCAAAGGCCACUCAGGUGCAUGUUAGGAGUCCCUAAGAUCUAUGAAAACGAAGGCCGCUUUUACCAGUGUGACCCCAUACCCUUCAUGGAGCUGGGUACUGUUGCCCACAAGUACUUUUUAAUUAACCUGCGCUUGCCAGUGAAUGACACAAUCAAUGUUGGAAUUGGAGAAAUAAAAGACAUCCAUAUGGUGGGCAUCCACCAGAACGGAGGCUUUACUAAAGUGUGGAUCAGCCUCAAGACUGUGUUCAGUCCCUGGAUACUCGUGGCAACAGCUUGGUACUGGUACCGAAUCAGCCUGAUGGCGAGACCUCCAGUCCUUUUGGAAAAGGUGAUUUUAGCUCUGGGUGUCUCCAUGACCUUCCUGAAUGUUCCGGUGGAGUGGCUCUCCCUUGGCUUUGAGUGGACGUGGAUGCUGCUGUUUGAGGAUGUACAGCAGGGCAUCUUCUACGCCACACUGUUCUGUUUCUGGGUCAUCUUCUGUGGCGAACACCUCAUGGACCAAAGUCAGAGGAAUCGUCUCUCAGCGUACUGGUGGCAGGUCGGAAUAGUUGUGUUUGGAUCAUCCGUCCUCCUCAUAUUUGACCUUAGUGAAAGGGGCGUUCAUUUGACCAACCCUUUCUACAGCGUGUGGGCAUCAGACAUCGGGACAAAGGUUUCCUUUACCUUCAUCAUUGUGGCAGGGCUUUCAGUCUGUCUGUAUUUCUUUUCCCUCUGUCACAUGGUGCGUUGUGUGUUUAGAAACAUUGGUGGGAAAGUGCAGCAACUUCCUGCAAUGCCAGAGGCCAGGAGGCUGUGCUAUAAGGGUAUCAUCUUCAGGUUCAAGUUUUUGAUGCUGGUAACUCUAGUAUGUGCAGCCAUGACUAUCAUCUUCUUCAUCUUGAAUCAAGUCAGUGAAGGCCACUGGCACUGGGGAGACUUCACUCUCCAGGUCGACAGUGCUUUUCUCACAGGAAUCUAUGGUAUGUGGAAUCUGUACGUUUUCACCAUCAUCUUCCUCUACGCACCCUCCCACAAGCACAACAGACACAGGUCGGGAGACUGUCCACCAACAGGUGUGAUAGAGGAGCCACAGAGUCAAGAGACGCAGCUGACAUGUGGAGAGCAGGGGCCAACAGAGACAUACCGGAUGACUGGGAAGGUGGCUGAGGAUUAAAUACAAGCCUUUGUUCACAUUAAUGUCUAAUUCUAUAUGAUGUCUAUAUUCCUGUUCAUUUGAAUGACCAACAACAAAUAGCAGUUUUAGAAAAAGCAUACCAUCAGCAAACUUAACUUUAGGGAUUUACCCACUAGUACUGAGAAAAACCCACAGUCCUUUCAGUUCAUGUCGAACAAUAUUUACAACACAUUCAGUAUGUGCAUACAAUAAGCUAUAGAGAAAAUACACUGAAUGUUUUAAAAUGGACAAAACAUUUAUAAAAGUAAAAAUAGGUGGAUGUUAAUCCCACUAUUCUGCUACUCUCAAAAGGUAACUGCAGGCAGAACAGGGUUUAACUAAUAACGAUAAUCCUUAAAUGAUAAUAAAUAUCCACAAAGAAUGAUCUGCCUGGUUCUCUUUACCUCCUCAUAUUAUACAGAUUAUUAAAGCUGAAUGCUGUAUACUUUUUUUGUGUAUAUAUACAGUUGAUCCGACAAAAUAAAAUAAUUUGGCUCUG
Molecule: messenger RNA, 2092 nt
Organism: Platichthys flesus (European flounder)
Lineage: Eukaryota; Metazoa; Chordata; Actinopteri; Pleuronectiformes; Pleuronectidae
Product: protein wntless homolog
Exons: 11
Coding region: 58-1593 (511 amino acids)
Biological process (GO): intracellular protein transport; Wnt signaling pathway; Wnt protein secretion
Cellular component (GO): organelle membrane; endomembrane system
Molecular function (GO): Wnt-protein binding
Source: RefSeq, a predicted model, not a curated record